AUGUCCGACGCGUCUGGGAGGGCUGGGCAGAAGCAGACCGAGAGCCGAGGGAUCGUGGACAGCCUGCAGAGGUUCUCCUCGCUCCCUGCCUACCUGCCCACGAGCCUGCGCAUCGCUGACGCGGAGGAAGCCUUCUUCCUUAAAGAGGCCAACCAGGACGUCACGAGGAACUCCAGUCUGCAGGCCCGGGUGGAGUCACUGUUCAUCUACCGGGCCCGGAGCCCCCCGACCGUCAACGCCAGCUAUGGCCCGUUUUCAGCGGAGAAGCCCAUCCCCCAGGACCUCUUGUUGACCUCCACAUCCUUCGGAAACACGGAGAAGUUUCCCUUCAACUGGAAGCUGAAAUCUCACAUCCUCGACAGCUCCGUCUACUCCAACAGGCCCAAGGUGCAGACGCUGUUCUACGUGACUGGGACGCACUGGGAUGACGGCGACCCCGAGGAAGACCUCCCGUGCGUCAAGAUGUUCGCCUUCCCCGAGGCCAGAGAGGUGGCGGCCAGCUGCCGGCUGCGAGGGGACCCGGGGCUGUGUGUGGCCGAGCUGGAGCUGCUUCCCGAGUGGUUCAGCUCCGGGCUGGACCUGGAGCCCGAGGAGGAGAUCCCUGCCCUGCUGGGUGGCACCGCCAUGGAGCUCUUCUUCUCGCUCUACCCGGCCGACCCGGCCGGCCAGUGCCUGCUGGCGGAGGACGGCAAGUGGGAGAACAACAUCCACUCCGGCCAGGACGGCCCCCAGCAGGCAUCUCCGGCCCGGGAGAGGAUCGGGAGUGUGGUGGUCUACCCGACUCAGGACGACCUCAAGUGGUCCCUGGUGAGCCUGGACGAGAACGUCGUCGUCUCGGUGCCCCUGAACCUCGUCCGGGAAGGGGACACGGCCACCUUUUUGGUCUCCCUGACCAGUGGCUCUGUGGCAGACCACUUCACUCUCAGAAUUAAGGCAGCAGCAGGGGUGAGGAUAACGGCCGUUCGAGUCACCAGCGAGCAGCAGUGGGCAGUCCAGGAGGAAAUAGACAGCAGUGGCUCUCAGACCACGGCCACGCUCACCUGCGUGGGCCACCACCCGGACCCGCAGAGCAGGACAAAUGGCUCCUUCUAUGAGAUCUUGCAAGUGGACUUUGGGGUCGACAACAGCAGCGGCCUGGCCGGGGCCCAGCCCAUCACCUGGCAGGUGGAAUACCCAGUGGAGGACUCCAUGAGCGAACUGGCCGUCUCCGAGAUCUUUGUCAGCCAGACAUCCUUCGUGGGCAUUGUCCCUCUUGCGAUGGAAUAACGAGUUCUGGGCUCUUUGGUUGCCACAGGACACGUUUUUAAGACUCUGUCAGUACCAUUAAAAACGUUGUCAUUUCAAACAGAGAGUUGGGUGGAUUUUUCAGCGUCCUCAGCGUGUAGGUCAGAACAAACGGUAAUCAAAGUUUCCAACCACUGUGACUCCAUUUUCGUGAACGGGAAGGAGGUGAGGAGCAAAGUGGACACGACCGUGAACUUCACCCACCAGCACUUCACGUCUCAGCUGGAAGUGACCGUGUGGGCGCCCAGGCUCCCCCUGCAGAUUGAGAUCUCGGACACGGAGCUGAGCCAGAUCAAGGGAUGGAGGGUCCCCGUGGCCUCCAACAGAAGGCCCACCCGGGAGAGUGAGGACGAGGAGGACGAGGAGAAGAAGGGGCGAGGCUGUUCCCUGCAGUACCAGCACGCCACGGUGCGUGUCCUCACCCAGUUUGUGGCCGAGGCGCCCGACUUGAGUCAGCUGAGCUACAUGCUGGGCCCCGACUGGCAGUUUGACAUCACUGACCUGGUGACGGAUUUCAUGAAGGUGGAGGAACCAAGGAUUGCGCAGCUGCAGGGCGGCAGGACCCUGGUGGGCCGGGAGCCGGGGAUAACCACCGUGCAGGUCCUCUCCCCGCUCUCUGACUCCAUCCUGGCCGAGAAGACGGUGAUCGUCCUGGAUGACCGCGUCACCAUCGCCGACCUGGGCGUGCAGCUGGUGGCUGGCUUGUCUCUUGCCCUGAAGCCUCACAGAACGGACAAAAGAGCCAUUGUCUCGAUGGUGGCUGCCCAGGACGUUCUCCGAGCCCCGCAGCAGGAAGCAAUAGUCAGUUCUUGGAUUUUGUUCAGUGAUGGUUCGGUGACACCAUUAGACAUUUAUGAUCCCAAGGAUUUUUCAGUUACUGUGUCCUCAUUGGAUGAAAUGGUGGUGUCUGUCCAGGCAAACCUUCAGUCCAAGUGGCCGGUUGUGGUUGCACAGGGUGAAGGGCAAGGUCCCUUGAUUAAAUUAGAGAUGAUGAUUAGCGAACCCUGUCAGAAGACCAAGAGGAAGAGUGUUCUUGCCGUGGGUAAAGGAAACGUCAAGGUCAAAUUUGAACCAAAUGUUGAUGAGCACCUAGGAGGCACCAACGUGGACAUCACCCUCCCGUCGGAGGAGUGCACAACCAUGAUAGACAGGGGGCUGCAGUUCGAGGAGAGGAACUUCCUUCUCAACGGCGGCUCCCAGAAGACUUUCCAUAGUCAACUACUCAGACCCUCUGACUAUGUCUAUGACAAAGACAUUAAAAGUGAGCCUAUAAACCCAUCGGGCCCAAAGAGGAAGAGAGUCAAGUUUACUUCCUACACCACCAUCCUCCCGGAGGACGGUGGCCCAUACACCAACUCCAUCCUGUUUGACAGUGAGGAUAACAUCAAGUGGGUCUGUCAGGACACCGGGCUGGGGGGCCCCCGGGACCUUAGAGACUAUAUGGAAAGGCUGCAAGACCAGAUGUGA
Molecule: messenger RNA, 2751 nt
Organism: Puma concolor (puma)
Lineage: Eukaryota; Metazoa; Chordata; Mammalia; Carnivora; Felidae
Source: RefSeq, a predicted model, not a curated record